GCGUUAAGUGUGCACUAAUUGCGUGUAUUUGUCAACAAAAGAGAUAUCAUAAGAUUUACGCGAGCAGAAACAAUCUAGUAGCCGCUGCUGGAAAUGAGCGCAAACCCGAAGAGCGUUAAGCUUGGCCACGUUGGUGGCGGCUUCGGCAUUAGUAUGUCGGCAGUUGGGGGCGGCUCAGGUAAAUUGUCUGCCAGCAACAAUAGUGGUACGGGUGGCAGCAAAUCUACAUCUGCUAGUGGGCCAGGAGGUGCGCACGCCCAUGCCGGCGAUACAGAUGUUUUCAUGACCAGCAGCGGCGUGGUCAUACCUCUAAUACGCACUAAGGAUGUGCCAAAACAAUUACCCACUAUAGCAGCUGCAUUACAACGGCCAUCCGAUGAUCAUCUAGCAGCUGAGGAACUAGACGCGGUGCAAUUGGAACUGGAGCUCAUGUUAUCUAAUGUGGCGCUGCGUGCACGUGUGCUCAAGGCGGAAUAUGACAAUAUGGAUAAGGAUGAAAAACGCAAUGAUCGACGAAAAUUUGAACGAAUGCCUGGUUCACCGCCAGCCACUAUGCUUAACGGUCUACUAGGAAUUACGGGCUCAAACAGUGUUGGCAGUCCAGCAUCGGGGGCAUCUAAACGCAAGCGUGACGAACCUACAGGUGUGCGCAAGAAGCACUCCUCUAUGACCAUCCUAAAGCAACAAACUGGAGCGUCUUCAUCGUCAUCAUCAAAACAUGCCAAAAACAGUCCCAUGGCUGUACAUACAGAUGAUAGCAUGGACUGCAUGCCUAAUGCUAUGCCUGGGGCCACUGCAUUGCCCAGUUUGGGCAACAAUGGCCAGCGCAGUGACCACCAGCAGUCCCAACAAAUGCCCAAAAUGGCUGUGCCCAAAAAUGACAUGCCCAACAAAUUCUGGCUAUCAGUCGAGCCCUAUUGCAUGCCGCUGACAAACGAAGAUUUUCGUCUGAUAGAUGAUCUUCUCGAGCAAUAUCGCGGUCCACUGGUGCCGCCUAUUCCAACACUAGGGCCGCAUUACUCUACCGUUUGGGCACAGGAGGACAUGAAAUGUCUACAGCCUGGUGGUGCACGAAUGAAGUCACAAAAUUCUCUCGCAAUGCUUAAGAAAGCGGAGGGUCUUGUGGAAGAGAAUAUAACGGGGCCGUUGACGCAGCGUCUAGUCUCGGCUCUUAUUGAAGAAUCCCUCCUCACAUUGCCCAGCGAACAGGCGGCUGUGGGUGAGCAUAGCAAUAGUAACAGCACCACGACGAGCAGCAACGAGAAUACACACACCUCAUCUACAAAUUCAGCUUCCGCUGCCGGCAAUUUCCGGUCCCUCUCCAUGCUCAAACAUUGCGUGGGUAUUGAGCAGCGUGUGAAAAAAGAAUUGGUAGAAAGCGGAAUUUUCGAAGCUGGUGAAUUCGCCCACGAUGAUGUCGACGAAGUGCUGAUGGAGAUAAAACGCAUCACCGCCGAGAUAAGCACAGUGGCGCAUUUUAAUAGCGAAGAGUUAAAACGAUUGCGGGCCGCAGCCAGCGAAGAAAUUAAACGCAUUGAGCUUAAACGCAAGCUGGACACCGUUGAUCAGGAAAUACUCGAAUGCUACAAGCGUAUGUUGCAAUAUCGGGCCAAACGCAAGGGCCACACCCUCGAAGAGAAACAAGAGAUAAUGCGUCUGACUAAUGAGCAGCGAACGCUCGCCGAGCAGCUAGAUCGUAUAUACAUGUUCAUGCCGGGCUCGGGUGGGGAUCAGAAAUUGUAGGACAGGACUAUGGCCUGGACUUGGCGCCAACUUAUGGUGCUGCAUCUACAGGUGCAGCACAACGGAUUGUGAAAAAAGACCUAUAUAAAAUAUCGAAAAACCUCAAUACACUAAUAAUUAAGGUGAAAGCUGUUCAGAUUAUGGAGCCUUUGUACGAUUAAAAUAUAAAGUCUUUAAAGUUUUGGAUUCAAUUUUGUCCACAUAUCACUCAUCAUGUAAUAUUUUGAUUAUCGGUAAUUUGCGUCCAAAAUUGUAUAUAUUUAAGAGUCCCUGAAAAUGUUUCCUUUUGCAUGAUCUUUAUUAAUUACUUUUAGCAGCUUAAAUUUUGCCCAUUCAAAUCGGAAUAUGUAAAUAGAUAUAUAACGUUUUAAGCUAAAAAAUUGGUUCUUCAGAAAGUAAAAUGAUUUUGUUAAAUUACUCUGUAUUUUUGUAUAAAUACGGAACGGCCGCAAUCACUUCAAUAAUAUUUUUGUUUUCUUUAUGUAUAAGUUCAAAGCUAUCAAUUUCUAUAUUUACCAUUGAAUGAAUUAAGAUGAAGUUGUUAUAAUUUUGUAUAAUGUUCAUAAUCCAUAUAAAUAUAAAUAAAUACCUAACCACCUUUAUAUUCUUUAUGUAUAAGUUCAAAGCUAUCAACUUUUAUAUUUCUUAUAAUUGCAUGAAUAAAGAUGAAGUUGUUAUAAUUUUUUAUAAUGUUCAUAAUCCAUAUAAAUAAAUAUCUAACCACCUCUUGUCUAAAAUAUUUUAUGAUUUCAUAGUCUGAACAAGCUAACGACUGAAUAAAGUUUCAGUUUGUACAUUAAUAACGAA
Molecule: messenger RNA, 2550 nt
Organism: Scaptodrosophila lebanonensis
Lineage: Eukaryota; Metazoa; Arthropoda; Insecta; Diptera; Drosophilidae
Gene: Ada3
Product: transcriptional adapter 3
Exons: 1
Coding region: 94-1743 (549 amino acids)
Biological process (GO): regulation of transcription by RNA polymerase II
Cellular component (GO): SAGA complex
Molecular function (GO): transcription coactivator activity
Source: RefSeq, a predicted model, not a curated record